CUACAACUUCUGAUUCCAUGAUCUUUCCGUAUGUUGACGUUAGGUAACGAGACGUGGCUUUAAAUAGACGGUUGUCUGGUUAAUGAAAUUUUAUGUGAUAUAUGCUACUAGUUAAAAUUUAAGAUGGCAGCUUAUCAAACAUACCAAGAUUUUAUUCAGCAAAAUGAGGAUCGAGAUGGUAUUCGUUUUACGUGGAAUGUCUGGCCUUCUAGUAGACUUGAGGCAACACGCUUAGUAGUACCUUUGGCUUGUUUGUACACACCACUAAAGGAGAGACCUGAUUUACCAUUCAUUCAGUAUGAACCAGUUGUGUGCAGUCGACAAACCUGCCGUGCAGUUUUAAAUCCAUUAUGCCAAGUUGAUUAUCGAGCGAAGUUAUGGGUUUGCAACUUUUGCUUCCAACGUAAUCAAUUUCCCCCUCAAUAUGCUUCAAUAUCUGAACAUCAUCAACCUGCUGAAUUGAUUCCUCAAUUCUCAACUAUAGAAUAUACCAUUACUAGGCAACCCUGUUUACCACCUAUAUUCCUUUUUGUUGUGGAUACAUGCAUUGAUGAAGAAGAGUUAGUUGAGUUAAAGGAAUCUUUGCAAAUGUCACUGUCUCUGUUACCACCUAAUGCUCUAAUAGGUCUCAUAACAUUUGGCCGAAUGGUGCAGGUUCAUGAACUGGGUUGUGAGGGUAUUUCCAAGAGUUAUGUUUUUAGAGGUACUAAAGAUCUUACUGGCAAGCAAAUACAGGACAUGUUGGGUAUUGGAAAAUAUGCUCAAAUUCAGCAACCAGGAGCCCCACAGCAACCAAGAGGGCCUGUUGGUCAAACAGUACCUCCUGCUAACAGAUUUUUGCAGCCAGUUCACAAGUGUGACAUGAGUUUAACAGAUUUAUUAGAAGAGCUUCAGAGGGAUCCUUGGCCUGUGCCGCAGGGAAAAAGACCAUUGAGAUCAACUGGUGUAGCACUUUCGAUUGCUGUUGGACUCUUAGAGUGUACAUACCCAACUACAGGUGCUCGUAUAAUGCUGUUUGUUGGAGGACCUUGUACUCAAGGACCAGGUGCAGUUGUGGGAGAUGAAUUAAAAUCAACAAUUCGUUCUCAUCAUGAUAUUGAAAAAGAUAAUGCCAAAUAUAUGAAGAAAGCAAUAAAACAUUAUGAAAAUUUAGCUGGCAGAGCUGCUGCUAAUGGUCAUAUUGUUGACAUAUAUUCUUGUGCACUUGAUCAAACUGGUUUGCAUGAGAUGAAAUAUUGUCCUAAUUUUACAGGAGGCCAUAUUGUUAUGGGUGACUCAUUCAAUUCGUCUUUAUUCAAACAAACAUUUCAAAGAGUAUUUGCUAAAGACCCUAAAGGUGAAUUUAAGAUGGCUUUUGGUGCAGCAUUAGAAGUCAAAACAUCUCGUGAAUUAAAAGUAUCUGGAGCUAUAGGAUCAUGUGUUUCAUUACACAGUAAAAGUAACAGUGUGUCAGAUACUGAAGUUGGUAUUGGUGGAACUUCUCAGUGGAAAUUUUGCGGUAUCGGCCCUGGUAAUACUGUAGGCAUUUUCUUUGAAAUUGUGAAUCAGCAUAAUGCACCCAUACCUCAAGGUGGUAGAGGCUGUAUUCAGUUCAUUACUCAGUAUCAACAUUCUAGUGGUCAGAGGAAGAUUCGAGUUACCACUGUUGCUAGAAAUUGGGCUGAUGCAUCCACCAAUAUACAUCACAUAUCUGCCGGAUUUGAUCAAGAGGCUGCAGCAGUGCUUAUGGCACGACUCGCUUGCUUCAGAGCCGAAGGAGAUGAUGGGGCCGAUGUUCUACGAUGGCUAGACCGAACUCUAAUUAGAUUGUGCCAGAAGUUCGGAGAAUUUAAUAAAGAUGACCCAAGCUCAUUCCGAUUUUCUGAGAACUUUUCACUGUAUCCCCAGUUUAUGUUUCACUUACGAAGAUCACAGUUUCUACAAGUAUUCAACAAUAGUCCAGACGAAACUUCUUACUAUAGGCAUAUGUUAAACAGAGAAGAUUUGACUAAUUCAUUGAUAAUGAUUCAACCUAUUGUGUAUGCAUAUUCCUUCAGUGGUCCUCCAGAACCUGUGUUACUGGACACCAGCAGUAUACAACCUGAUCGAAUUCUACUCAUGGACACAUUUUUUCAUAUAGUCAUAUUUCAUGGAGAAACAAUUGCACAAUGGAGAAAAGCUGGCUAUCAGAAUUCUCCCGAGCACGAAAACUUCCGCCAACUACUACAAGCUCCUGUUGAUGAUGCUCAAGAGAUCCUACAAACUAGGUUUCCUAUGCCUAGGUAUAUUGAUUGUGACCAAGGAGGCUCCCAGGCUCGAUUCUUGCUAUCUAAAGUUAAUCCUUCAAUUACACAUAACAACAUGUACAGUUGGGGACAGAUGCCUUCCAGUGCAACGGAAGGUGCUGGUGCUCCUGUUCUGACAGAUGAUGUUAGUUUGCAAGUGUUUAUGGAUCAUUUGAAAAAACUUGCUGUUUCUAGUUCGGCUUAAAAAGAAGAUGAAAAUGAACUGUGUUGAUCAACUUUAUUAUAAUUUUCAGCUUAUUUUAGUUUAAGGAGGUAUUUUAAUGUUAAGAAUGAAAAAUGAAUAUUUUCUUCUUAUUUGCAUUUUUUAUUGUCCAAGAUGAAUUGACAUUUAAAAAUCAAAACAUAAUUAUUUUGCUUCUGAAAAAAAAGAUGAUUUUAUAUGAAGGUGUUAGAAUCUAUUAAUUAUUGAAGUAAAGGUUAUGUGUUUAAUAAGUAUUUCAAACUUAAACAAAAAUUAUAACCUGUAUUAAAAUUGUAAUUUUUUUUUUUUUUUUUUUUUUUUUCCUGCCUCACUUAAUUUUUUUUUACCUACAUGAUUUGACUUUAGAUUCAAGGAUAAAUCUGUUUUUCUCAAAAAAAAAAACAAAAAAAAAAAAAAAAAAAAAGAAAGAAAGAAAGAAAAGAAGAAGAAAAGUAAAAAAUUAAAACUUCCUUUUUUCCAACAAUAUUCUUGUGCUGUUAUAGAUUUCCCCCCCUUUAUUUUUGUUUUUGUGCUCUAUAUAUAUAUGUAUUAAUGUGAAAUAUUGCAAUUUAAUAUUUUGCAAAAGCAUGUUUC
Molecule: messenger RNA, 3060 nt
Organism: Stegodyphus dumicola
Lineage: Eukaryota; Metazoa; Arthropoda; Arachnida; Araneae; Eresidae
Gene: Sec23
Product: transport protein Sec23
Biological process (GO): endoplasmic reticulum to Golgi vesicle-mediated transport; COPII-coated vesicle cargo loading; COPII-coated vesicle budding
Cellular component (GO): COPII vesicle coat; endoplasmic reticulum exit site
Molecular function (GO): GTPase activator activity; zinc ion binding
Source: RefSeq, a predicted model, not a curated record